UUAAGCAAGAUCUAGUUGAAAAAUUCGUGAAUAAUUGUGCAGUAUGCACAGUUAGAAAACCAGCAUUUCACACCUUAGCAGCUAGACCGAUAAUUGCGAAAAACUUUUUGACCUGCGUUCAGUCUAAUAAUGGACGAAAAUUUGUUGCCCAAGUUAUUAAAGAACUUGUUGCAUUAUGGCCAUCAGUCUUGUUGAACAUGCAAACAGAAUCUUGGAGCAAAAAAUUAGGAAAAUGGCAAGAAAACACGGGUUGA
Racocetra fulgida is the source of this 254-nucleotide messenger RNA. Lineage: Eukaryota; Fungi; Glomeromycota; Glomeromycetes; Diversisporales; Gigasporaceae. The record is from the annotation of a GenBank genome assembly.